AUGAUUACUGAUAGCAAAAAACAACACGUUGCCACUCCCAAUCAAGAAAAGCAUCAUCAACGAGGAACAUUAACUGACAUUCGUGCUCUGCCAAAGAAAUCUGGAGCUGGUAAUGGUAAUUGGGGUGUCGUCGGUGAUGAAAUUAAUUCAGAAGAAUAUAAUUUAAUGAUGGCAACAAACAUAACAAAAUUAUCAAACGUACAAUCGUCUCAUAUUAAAGUUAUUGCAACCGAGGAAUUCAUGAAAUUAAGAAAUGCUGUUAGCGUUGGAUCAUAA
Molecule: messenger RNA, 276 nt
Organism: Funneliformis caledonium
Lineage: Eukaryota; Fungi; Glomeromycota; Glomeromycetes; Glomerales; Glomeraceae
Source: the annotation of a GenBank genome assembly